Molecule: messenger RNA, 5346 nt
Organism: Poecile atricapillus (Black-capped chickadee)
Lineage: Eukaryota; Metazoa; Chordata; Aves; Passeriformes; Paridae
Product: sodium channel protein type 5 subunit alpha-like
Exons: 25
Coding region: 1-5346 (1781 amino acids)
Biological process (GO): neuronal action potential; sodium ion transmembrane transport; membrane depolarization during action potential
Cellular component (GO): axon; voltage-gated sodium channel complex; plasma membrane
Molecular function (GO): voltage-gated sodium channel activity; protein binding
Source: RefSeq, a predicted model, not a curated record
AUGGAUCCCUCGUUUUGGGCAUCAGAAACUAACAGAUUUCGACGAUUCACCCCUGAGUCCUUGGCAGCAAUCGAGGAAAGAAUUGCCAACAAAAAAAAGGAGCAAGUCAAAGUUAAAGGAAAGAAUAAGGAGCAAGGAGUCGAAGAAAAACGUAGUCCUCAACUUGAUCUGAAAACCUGCAAAAAGUUGCCAUCUCUGUAUGGGGACAUUCCUGCAGAGCUGGUUGGGGAACCCCUGGAGGAUUUUGAUCCAUACUACAGUGAUCACAAGACUUUUAUGGUGAUAAGUAAAAGGAGGACUAUUUUCCGGUUUACUGCCACACCUGCCUUGUUUAUAUUUGGUCCUUUUAAUCCAGUCAGAAAAACAGCAAUUAAAAUUCUGAUCCAUUCAUUUUUCCUUUGCAUUAUUACAUGUACUGUGUUACUCAAUUGUUUGGCUAUGACUAUCCCUCAGCUUCUUUCAGAAGUCUCCUGGCCUGAACAUGUUUUCACUGCCAUAUAUACUACUGAAAUAUUGAUUAAAAUAGUAGCAAGAGGAUUUGUUUGUAAUGAAUUUACUUUUCUUCGAGAUCCAUGGAACUGCUUGGAUUUUUCUAUUAUUAUUGUAAUGUACAUUACUACAUUUCUCAAUGUUGGCAAUGUUUCAGUUCUUCGAACUUUCAGAGUGCUGAGGACUUUGAAAGCAAUUUCAGUAAUACCAGGUCUGAAAGUCAUUGUCAAUUCCCUUGUUGAGUCUGUUAAGAAGCUCGUGGAUGUGCUGAUCCUGACUGUAUUUUGCUUGAGUGUAUUUGCACUGAUAGGACUCCAGCUUUUUAUGGGCAAUUUAAAAUCCAAAUGUGUCCUCAAUGGAACUUGGUUCAAUGACUCAUUAUGUAAGGAUCCCAAGAUAUAUGUACCGAAUCAUCAAGGUAAAUAUUUUCUUUACAUCUGCUCCAGAUUAAAAGACUCUUCUGAAAUAUUGCUCUGUGGGUACACUGCAGAACCCAAUAAAGAGUGUCCAGCAAACUACACCUGUCAGAAGACUGGGAGCAAUCCUGACUUUGGGUAUACAAGUUUUGACCAUUUUGGCUGGGCCUUCCUCUCUGUGUUCCGUCUGAUGACCCAGGACUACUGGGAGCGUCUCUACAGACAAACCAUCCGUACAUCUGGAGUAUCCUGUGUCUUUUUUUUUAUGGCUGUCAUCUUCUUCUGCUCAUUUUAUCUCUUCAAUCUGAUCUUGGCUGUGGUAACUAUGGCAUAUGAAGAGGAAAAUAGAGCUACUCAUGCUGAAACAGUGGCAAAGGAAAAACUGCUUCAGGAUGCCAAACAAAUUAUAGAGAAGGAACAGAUGCUGGCUGUGGAAGAAAGCAGUAAGGCCUUGCAUGGUGGAUCUGAAAUGCCAGUUGCUGACUUGAAAAAUUCAGAAGGAAAAGAGAGUAAUAAAAAAACACCUACUUCAAGGCAAAACUUGAUUUUAGAUGACCAGGAAAAUGAGGAGAAAAUAUUUCAUUCACAGCCUGAUCACUGCCACAAAAAGCUUAGGCAGAUCCUGCUGACCUAUGAGGUGUCAGUGGAUGCUAUCAACGAUCCUGUCCGAAGACAGAGGUUAAUGAGUGCAGCCACAAUUCUUACAGAUAACUCAAAGUCAAAACUACAUUGUCCUACAUUUUGGAAAAAUUUCCCUAAAAGGUAUCUAAUUUGGAAUUGUUGUCCAUUCUGGAGAGCAGUCAAAGAGAAGAUGAAAUUGGUAAUUUUGAAUCCAUUUGUUGAUCUCUUAAUCAUGGUUUGCAUUAUCUUGAAUACCUUAUUCCUGGCUAUGGAGUACCCUGGCAUGCAAGCACAUUACCAACAACUGAUUUCAUUAAGUGACAAGGUCUUCACCCUGAUUUUUACUACAGAAAUGAUCUUGAAAAUCAUUGCUCUAGAUCCUUACUACUAUUUCCAGAAAAAGUGGAAUGUUUUUGAUAGCUUUGUUGUUUUGAUUGGCCUAGCAAGCUUUGGAACAAAUCUGUCACCUUUCAGGCUGCUCAGGAUCUUCAAAUUGGCAAAGUCCUGGCCAGCCUUAAAUACUCUUAUGAAAAUAAUUCUACACUCAUUUGGUGCUCUGAGUAACCUUACUCUGGUUCUGGCAAUCACUGUAUUUAUUUUUGCUGUAGUAGGAGUGCAGAUUUUGGGCGGUGAUUAUACCACAAAUUCCUCUAAAAUAAGCCCCAGUGGCGAAUUACGCUGGCAUAUGAAAGAUUUUUGUCAUUCUGUCCUGAUUAUAUUCAGAAUAUUAUGUGGAGAAUGGAUUGAAACUAUGUGGGAAUGCAUGGAAGUGGCUGGAAAAAAGAAAUGUCUCAUCAUUUUCUUGCUCGUCCUGGUGCUAGGAAACCUGGUGGUGCUCAACUUGUUCAUUGCUUUGCUGCUGAGUUCAUUCAACACUGACAGCCCAGAGGGACAAGAGAAGGCUGGAGAAGGGACUAAAUACCAAAUUGCCAUUGCACAUAUUCACAACAGCCUGAAGGCUGUGAAAGACAGAAUUUGGGAUCACUGCUGCAAAAGAAUGAGAGGAAGCCGCAGAAGAACAAACAAAAAGAAGACUUUGGCAGAAGUUUCUGGGAAAGGCAUAGAGGUUAUUAAUUAUGCCAUGACAGAUGUCAGAAAACAUACAGACAGCAGCUGCUUUGAUAUAGAGCGUUGCCAUAUGGAAGAGAGGUCCUCACUAGCAAGAAAAUAUGAAGACAUUUUGACCAUCCACAGUACCUGUGUUCCCAUUACAGCAGCAGAGGUUUCCACCAGCGAAGGUGAUGAUGGGCACAUUUUGCACACAGCUGUAGAAUACAGAAAACAGAAAUAUCAUGCUGCUCGUAGCUUUUCUGAAGCCAGCACUGUGGAUCCAGUUGCUCUUCUGGAGAUGCUUUCCCAGAAUAAAAACUCACAGCUGCCUAAGGACUGCUUUGUAGAAAGUUGUGUUGAGUGUUUCCCUCGUUGUGCAGUGGAUAUCACAAAGUUUCCAGGCAGAACUUGGUGGAACUUUAGAAAAACCUGCUACAGAAUUGUUAACCAUAGUGGGUUUGAAUAUUUUAUGAUUUUUAUGAUUGUGUUGAGCAGCGCAGCACUGGCAUUUGAAGAUAUUCACCUACAGGAGAGGCAAAAAGUGAAAAUUAUCCUAGAUUAUGCUGAUAAAAUAUUUGCCUACACCUUUUUUAUGGAGAUGCUUCUGAAAUGGGUAGCUUUUGGUUUGCACAGUUAUUUCACAAAUUCUUGGUGUUUGCUUGACUUCAUCAUUGUGUGUGUAAGUAUUAUACUCAGCUUGUCAUACAUUUUAAUUUUUGAUGUUUUCUAUCUAAAGAACCUGAAAUCUCUCAGGACUUUCAGAGCACUGAGGCCUUUACGAGCUUUGUCAAGAUUUGAAGGCAUAAAGGUUGUUGUGAAUGCACUCUUUGGAGCCAUCCCCUCAAUCUUCAACGUUCUGCUCGUCUGUGUUGUCUUUUGGCUCCUCUUUAAUGUUCUAGGAGUAAAAUGGCUUGGAAGCAGAUUUUGGAAAUGCACACUCAAAAAAGAAAAUAAUGUUUCCAUUAAUAACAAAACUGAUUGUUUUUUCCACAAUGGGACAUGGACAAAUAGUGCUGUAAAUUUUGACAAUGUUGGAAAUGGAUAUUUGGCGCUUCUCCAAGUGGCAACUUUUAAAGGUUGGAUGGAUAUUAUGUAUGCAGCAGUGGAUUCACGUGAGAUCGAUCAACAGCCAGAAUUUGAAGCACGCUUAAGAAUGUAUGCAUUCUUUGUGGUUUUCAUAAUUUUUGGAUCUUUCUUCAUGCUGAACCUUUUCAUUGGAGUGGUUAUCAGCAAUUUUAACCAGCAAAGGAAAAAGAUAAGUGGGAAAGAUCUAUUUUUGACUGAGGAACAGAAAAAGUACCAUAAUGCCCUAAAAAAACUUGGAUCCAAGAAACCCCAAAAACCCAUCCCAAGACCAUCGAAUGCAUUCCUAGGAUUGCUGUUUGACAUUGUAUCUCACAAAAUAUUCGACAUCAUCAUUAUGAGUUUCAUCUUUCUAAAUGUGAUUGUUAUGAUGGCAGAAACCAACCACAAAGACACCAAGGAUGUUCUUAAUAAAAUCAACUAUUUUUUUGUGGCUGUAUUCACUGCAGAGUGUGUCAUAAAAAUACUGGCCUUAAGGCACUACUACUUUGGAAGCGGCUGGAACGUGUUUGAUUUCAGUGUUGUGGUCCUUUCAAUAGUGAGUCUUGGAGUUUCUGAAGGAUUUCAAUCUUCCUUCUCCCCUUCGGUUUUGAGAACCCUUCGUUUGGCACGAAUUGCCCGAGUUCUGAGAGUAAUUCAUGGAGCCAGAAGAAUUCAAACUCUUCUUUUUGCAUUGCUGAUGUCUCUUCCUGCACUGGUCAACAUCGGCCUUUUGCUUUUCCUGAUAAUGUUCAUUUAUGCCAUCGUGGGCAUGGCAAACUUUGCCUGUCUCCACUGGGAUGGUGGGAUUGAUGACAUUUUCAACUUCCAAACAUUUAGUGGUAGCAUUCUCUGCCUCUUCCAAAUUACCACAUCAGCUGGCUGGGAUAAUCUUCUGGCCCCUGUGCUGAAAGGAUCUGGAGCAUGUGCUCCCCAGUUAAGUGAAACAGGGACAGAGAAAAAUAAUUGCAUAAGUAAGAGCUUUGGUAUUUUCUAUUUUGUAAGCUAUGUCAUUAUAUCAUUUCUCAUUGUUGUAAAUAUGUACAUAGCUGUCAUUUUAGAGAACUUCAGUGUUGCCACUGAGGAAAGCACAGAUCCUCUUUGUGAGGAUGACUUUGAUAUGUUUUAUGAGACAUGGGGAAAGUUUGACCCUCUGGCAACGCAGUUUAUAGAUUAUUCUGCUCUUUCAGACUUUGCAGAUGCACUGGAAGAGCCCUUGCGCAUCCCAAAGCCUAAUAAAAUCCAGCUCAUAUCCAUGGACAUCCCUAUAGUUAGUGGAGAUAAGAUCCACUACUUGGAUAUCUUGCUGGCUUUCACUAAAAGGGUCUUGGGAGAAUCUGGAGAUUUGGAGGAUCUUGAAUUAAACAUGGAAGAAAAGAUUGCAGCUGCCAAUCAAUCUAAAAGUUGUUACAGCCCAAUUUCCUCUACCCUUAAAAGAAAACAAGAGGAAGUGUCAGCUGUUGUUAUUCAAAAGGCCUUCAGGAAGUAUUUGAGACGACGUUCUCUUGAAAAUUUAUCCUUACACCAUUGUGAACAUAACAGUGCUGUCUUUGAACGAGAAAUACAGGACAAGCAAAGUAUUCUUGAAUCACUGCUUGAUGAAAAUCAUGGUAGGAAGAAAGACAAAUUACGUCCUGCUUCUUCCAUAUCCCUCCCUUUAUAUUAUGAUGGCUUUGCUGAGACAGACAGCAAUAAGCUUGACACAUGA